AACGAAUCCGACCCCGUGUUACGAUCCAAAAAGGUUCGUAUUUAAAUCCACCGGCUCUCGUCGCUUCCAUGAAUUCAUGGGAGAGAAAAUGAGCCGAAGCACUCUUGAUCUUGGUAAUGGGAGCGAGGUUAUCUACUUCGAGAAAUUUCUGCCGCCCCACCAAUCAUGGGACUGGUUGAAGUAUCUGGACGAGGGAAUUCCUUGGACGCGUCCGACCAUUCGAGUCUACGGCCGCUCUCUUACGCAGCCCAGAGAUACAUGUUAUGUUGCGAGUGAAGGACUGCCAGAACUGAAGUACAGCGGUUACCAACCUGUUGUGCAUCUAUGGGAUGAGUUUCCCCCAUUGAAGGAUAUAUUGAAAGCGGUCCAUGAAGCUCUACCGGGAAGUAGGUUUAAUAGCUUGCUGUUGAACAGAUACAAAGAUGGAUCUGACUAUGUGGCCUGGCACUCAGAUGAUGAGAAAUUGUAUGGGCCAACUCCAGAGAUCGCCUCUGUUUCAUUUGGCCGUGAACGUGAGUUUCUGCUAAAGAAGAGACCAACUAGAUCAUCUAAAGAAUCACCAAGAGGAAGGUCAAAAGAUAAGCAUUCCUUCAUGCUUAAGCAUGGCUCCUUGUUGGUGAUGAAAGGAUACACGCAGCGGGAUUGGUUGCAUUCGGUGCCUAAGCGUGCCAGUGCAUUGGGAGUGCGAAUCAACCUCACGUUUAGGCACGUUCAGAGCUCGGGUUGCUAAUAACUUCUACCGGGGAAAGAAAAAACUCGCUACCUAUCUUCAGAGUAAUAUCUUCAACUAUAACUUUGCCGUAUGUUUUUCUAUGGUCCUGAAAUAUAUCCCUCUCUCUCUGUCUCUCUCAUGCCAAGUUCUGUGAUCCAUAACGCAUAGAGAGCAUGCCAAUCAGGCUGCUCGCGUUGGAGGAUCAAUGUAUGUGAUUCGACAAUUUCGAAAUUCAGAAUUGAUCUGGAAAGAAGAACACUGAAAGGUCGGUGUAUGUGAUUUAAUAUAUCCCUCUCUCUCUCUCUC
Messenger RNA from Nymphaea colorata (pocket water lily), 1018 nucleotides. RefSeq names its product DNA oxidative demethylase ALKBH2. The coding region runs from base 77 to 730 and encodes 217 amino acids. NCBI's taxonomy places the organism in Eukaryota, Viridiplantae, Streptophyta, Magnoliopsida, Nymphaeales, Nymphaeaceae. The record is from RefSeq and is a predicted model, not a curated record. The transcript has 4 exons. Gene Ontology annotation, biological process: DNA repair.